This is a messenger RNA of Dendroctonus ponderosae (mountain pine beetle), 4695 nucleotides long. Its product is annotated as wee1-like protein kinase. The coding region runs from base 123 to 1682 and encodes 519 amino acids. The transcript is spliced from 9 exons. Gene Ontology annotation, molecular function: magnesium ion binding; non-membrane spanning protein tyrosine kinase activity; ATP binding. Gene Ontology annotation, cellular component: nucleus. NCBI's taxonomy places the organism in Eukaryota, Metazoa, Arthropoda, Insecta, Coleoptera, Curculionidae. The record is from RefSeq and is a predicted model, not a curated record. Gene Ontology annotation, biological process: mitotic cell cycle; protein phosphorylation.
GCUGAAAGUGAACGGUUUUAGUUCCAGUUGUUUAGCUUAAGCUUAUUUUUAUACCGGAAAAGUUCAUUUUGUGCAUUGUAUAGUCUAGUUUAAUAUAUAAAUUUGUGACCGAAGGUCGAAGAAUGUCUGGUUCAACUAGUUUCCAAGAAGACUUUAGAGAUGUAGACAACGAAGGCAAUAAUUCCUCCGGUUGUUUAGACAUGUCUUUCGAGACGUCUGGGGAGAAUUUUCCUCUCAGCCCUCAGCCGAUCCGGAGGAAAGAUACUUUCAGGACUGAAUUCUCGAGAUUGCCAGCCCCGAAAAAACUCACAUUCAGCCCUCCGUAUAAGCGGGUCAGGGCUUUGAGGCUGUUCGACAGCCCCCUUACACCAAAAACGAUUAUUGAGAAAUCUUCAGUUCCGACAACGCCAUUGCCUAGAAGCAGAUUAUUUGGGGACAGGCCGGUGGCAGUCCCAAGCGCUUAUGCAGAAAGGAUCAAACCGACUGCUAAUGUUAACCCAUUCACCCCAGAUGCCCAACUGUUGUCUAAGAAAAGAUCUCGAUCAUUGAGGUCGUUAGAAUCGCCUAAUCUGAAGAUAACUAGAGUGGAUUUAAACGACUCAGAUGUUUCGGAUUAUGAUAUUGAACAGCCGACUAAGAGAGUUGCUUUACAGGAAAGCAACAUUCCGAGAUAUCACAGGGAGUUUUUAGAAAUCGAACUAAUUGGAAAAGGUGAAUUUGGUAGUGUAUUCAAAUGCGUUAACCGACUUGAUGGUUGUGUCUAUGCCAUUAAAAAAUCAACUAAACCUGUAGCUGGAAGUGUAUCGGAAAAAACGGCCCUAAACGAAGUGUAUGCUCACGCUGUUCUAGGUAAACAUCAGCAUGUAGUGCGCUACUACUCAGCCUGGGCAGAAGACAAUCACAUGAUAAUUCAAAAUGAGUUUUGUAAUGGCGGCUCAUUAGCCGACAAAAUUGCGAAUGAACCUCUCAGUGCCAUGGAAUUACGGAGAAUGCUGCUACAUGUUGCUGAAGGACUAAAUUACAUUCACUCUGAGGAACUGGUACAUUUGGACAUUAAGCCUGGAAACAUAUUUAUCUCCAUUGAAAAAAAGAUUAAUACAAGAACAGCCGACGCGACAGAUGAUGGAUUCGAAGACUUAGAUGAAACGCAACUGUAUGACGAAGUGGUAACAUACAAAAUUGGAGAUUUAGGCCACGUGACCAGCAUCAAUAAUCCUCAAGUUGAAGAAGGCGAUUGUCGCUAUUUGCCGAACGAAAUCCUCCAUGAAGACUACACGCACUUGCAUAAAGCUGAUGUAUUUGCAAUGGGACUCACAGCGUUAGAGUGUGCUGGUGCGGGACCGUUACCCAAAAAUGGCCCCAAAUGGCAUGCGAUCAGAGAAGGACAAAUUCCUCCACUUUCCCAAAAAUUGACCAAGGAUUUACUCGAACUCAUUAAAUCAAUGAUCCAUCCUAAUCCAACGCAAAGACCGAAAGCUUCACAAAUUUUGCAACAUGGAGCUCUUAAUCCAGACUGCAGUAAAUCCAAAGCCGAUUUAACAAGAGAGUUAAGCGCAGAAAAAUUGAGGAAUGAAAUGUUAGUGAAACAGCUAAAGUUGGCAGCUAUGUGUAUGAAGUCUAUACAAAACACCAGAAUAAUUGGAAAGCAAGUGAACCGUAGCGUCAGCACUACUAGCUUUUAACAAUUUAGAAGUUUAGGGUCAAAAGUACAGAAUUCAAGUCAAUUCAUGCAUUUUUUGUUAUAGUAUUUCUUUAUCUGUUGAAGACUAGAUCGACGUAAGAAUACAGAGCUACACUUAAUGUUCUGGAAUUACGAGGCGGCAAAAACAUAUUUUAAUUUCUUUCUUUGUUUGAUAUAGUUUUAAUUAAUUAACUUUUUGUAAUGCUUUUAUCAGUUUCUUUUUAAUGAAGCUUGGCAAUCAGGUAAAAACCACACUUAAUUGUUGAUUUUUUUAAACUAUUUUCUACAACGUUCAUUACAUGACCGCGUAGAAACUGUUUGCAAGAAAUAUCAAUCGAUACAUUUAAUUUGUCUAUUCUGACAAUUAGUUUAGUUUUUAAUUUUCAAGACAUUUUCAAAAUUCAAACAAUUCAUUUAAAAACAAAACAAACACAAGUUCCACCGUUACCUUAUAUUUGAAACAACUAUCAAUAUAUAUUAAGUAAUCUGAUCUAAAUAAAUGUAAGUAAUUUGUUGUCACGUAUUUUUACUUGCCAUUUAACGUAUUUAUUAUAAAACUAUGUCUUGAAAUAGUUUAUAACUAUUUCUUGAAAUAGUCUUAGAUCUCUUGAAAAUAUUUUCAUUUCCCGACAAUCAAAGAGCUUGACCUAUGACAUGUUUUUCAAUUACAAAUAUUAUAAAGUAUGUGCUUGACUGAUCCCGAAAAAUUGCUUGCUAUGAAGUUAUAUCUAGGCACUGACAAUUUCGCAUUUAAUUUUAUUCAAAUUUUUUCACAGCAAGUUUCACGCAUUGUUUCUUUAUUAUACAGUCCAACUGUUUUCAACAUUUAGUCGAUUGUAUAACAGGCUUUAAAUUGUUUUUUUUUAUUAGCUUAGCUAAUUUAGAAAAGGUAUUUUAUUGCAGUUUACACAAUGGCAAUGUUUUCAUUUUUGAAACUUCAAGAAAUCCCUUGUUUACUGUUCAGGGAUUUGAAGACAUUUUUAAUGUUUAGCUGUAUUAUCGUGAAUUUCGCUGGUUGCUUGUAGCUAAAUUUACAUCUGAACUCCAUUAUCAAAUUGAUUAAAGUGCGAAACAGUUUAUUUGGUAGUGGAUGAAAUGCAACAACUCAAAAAAAAUGUAUUAGUUGACAGUUGAAGUCUUUGAAAAGGCUAUUCAUACUUUUUAUACAGAAACUAAGAUCAAAUGCUUAAGGUUUCGUUAGAAAAAUUGGCAUUAAAUAAAAAAACUUUCGCUUUUAAACCGCGCACUUCAGAAAAUAUUUGUUUGUAUAAAAAUAAGGACGGCUUAAUUUAAUGGACUAGUGCGCGUGCACGUAUUAUGCAAAUAUACUUUAUUACCUGGAUAGUUAUUAAUGAUCUGUUUACAUUUUUUGUGGUUGUUUUUAUGUUGGCUAUUGGACUGCUAGAAUGAAAGUUUGCUUUAAAAUAUACUGAUUUUAUACAAACUUCUUCAUUCAAUGCCUGUAUCCGCCUAUUUAGUUACAGACAGCACUGAAUAAAAUAGUUGAAAAAUAGUCAUAUUUCAAUAUUCCGAAGAAAUGCAAUAGACAUUUGUAAUUACGUGGACAAUAUGUGUUUAGAGCUCUGAUUCUUAUAGUCGAGAUGAUAAUUUUUCUCAGUAUUGAACUUCUUUUUUAUACAUGUUUUAAAGUUUUGUAUGUUUUGAUCAUGUUAAAAUGUACUAAAGCUGUUUUUUAUUUUAGGAUUCUAAGUUAUUUUUAAGGUUACUUGAAUACUAUACUCCCGCCCUAAUUUGAAGGUUUUUUGAAAAGGCCACUAUCAGCAAACAGUGCGUCAAAACUGAUCAGCACUUUUUAAAUUGAAAAUGGGCUUCUCAAAAUUCGCUUCAAAUAAUAAACCUACUUUCGCCGGCAAUAACUGUAUACCAAUAAAAAAUUCGUUUUAUUAAUUUUAGGAUUUAUAAAUUCUAUAUAUUUUUAUGAGGUGUUAGUUGGUAGGCAGGUUUGCUUCAAAUAUUCCUGUAUUACUUACACUUAGCCAUUUUUACUUCAGCGCAGGAUAAUCUUUAUAUUGAUGGACACACACUAUAAUCAAAAAAAUACUCCGAUAAUUUCAUUUUAAUCGGUAAAUCUUGGGCAUUCCUGAAUAAACUAACGCCUUUUGCAGUUUUUUCCUUUACAGUUGAACAUUUUUUGUGAUAUCAAUGUGAAGAUAGGCUAAAUAUACGUUUAGAUGUAAUAAAUUCCUUAAGAAAUGGCUGUAGAAUGUUUCUAAUUUAGUAGUUUUUGACAUGUUGGUUUUUAUAUUUCUUGUAGUUUUUUAAUGAUUGUGAUUACGCGACGUAGCUGAAAGGUUCACUGGUUAGGCAUUAACAAGAGCAAGUGUAAAACAUUGGGAUAUUUAUCGAAAAGCUGAAAACAACAAGCGGUGCAUAUAUUCUCAGUUGAAUUUAAUAGGUUUGUAUUUACAUCACUAGAAAAUAUUUAAUAAUCCUAAAUGAUAACUCAGACACCUGUGCUACCAUUGUUAUACGUUUCCUCCAUUACAUAGAUAAAUAUAUUUGUCAAUAUUGUAAUAAGUCUGUUUUUGAAUCGUUACACUCUUGUCUUUUUGUGCUUACGCAUUUUAGUACCCUGAUAGCAUAGAAGAUUCAUGGAACUUAUAAAUUAUACUUAAGGCUAGUUAAACUACAGUACUGUGGUUGUGGACGAAGUUCACAGAAAUCGACCAAUCUUGGGCAUAUUGACUUUGUUUUAAGGAACUGAACCAAUAUUUUUUCUUUCUAUAUUUCAGAAAUCUCCACCAAUUUUUUAAUGCUUUGUUCGGUUUCUCAAAACACUCGAUUAUGUCGAAAGCGGGUCAUUUCUUUAUACAUGUACUUGCUUUUAUAAUUGUUGUUUUUAACUACUUUUGUCUACUGUAAGUUUAACUCACUAAAGCUUACACAGCUCAAUACAUUCCUAUCUUAUUUCUGCUUAAGUUCUAAUAAUACAGUAACUUUAAUAUUGGAUGUUAACUAUGUUUUUCCGUCUAUUAAUUAUACAUUUUAAAAUA